GUCCAGAAGUUGGGGGACGAACGAACUACAGCUUGUUCAGUCUCGGAACAUCAGUGGGACUCAUUAGGAGGACUCAUCAGUAGGAUUUAUCUGUGGGACCCAUGAGUAGGACUCAGUAGAAGGACUCAUCUGUAGGACUCAUCAGCAAGACUCUCCAAAUGGCUGCGGACUAUUUUGGAUUCUCCUUUGUGCGCACGACUGAGAGCGACUCCCCCAUACCCAUCAACAACCCGGCCGACAUCUCCGUCAUCGUGGUGUAUUUUGUGGUGGUUCUGGCUGUCGGAAUAUGGGCAAUGCUGAGCACGAACCGCGGCACGGUGGGGGGAUUCUUUCUGGCCGGGCGAAGCAUGGUGUGGUGGCCGAUUGGGGCGUCACUUUUUGCAAGUAACAUCGGGAGCGGGCACUUUGUUGGACUGGCGGGGACGGGCGCGGCGGCGGGCAUCGCCAUUGGAGGGUUCGAGUGGAACGCUCUCAUUGUGGUCAUCAUCCUGGGGUGGCUCUUUGUGCCCAUCUACAUCAAGGCUGGGGUGGUGACCAUGCCAGAGUACCUGAAGAAGCGAUUUGGUGGCCAGCGCAUCCGAAUAUACCUCUCUGUGCUGUCGCUGCUGCUCUACAUCUUCACCAAGAUCUCCGCCGACAUGUUCUCCGGGGCCAUAUUCAUCAACCAGGCUGUGAAGCUGAACAUCUACCUUGCUGUGGUGCUGCUCUUGUUAAUCACGGCCCUCUACACUGUCACAGGUGGACUUGCGGCAGUGAUCUACACAGACACCCUGCAAACAGUCAUCAUGGUUGUGGGUGCCUUCAUCCUUAUGGGCUACGGUUUCAAUGAGGUGGGGGGUUAUGAGAGCUUUAAGGAAAAGUAUAUGAACGCCAUUCCUUCCAUUAUCAAUGAGAGUAUCAGAGAACAUGAGGAAUGCUACACCCCCCGCCCAGACUCCUUCCACAUCUUCCGAGACCCAAUCACCGGGGACUUGCCUUGGCCUGGUCUUGUCUUUGGCCUCACAAUUCUCGCCACCUGGUACUGGUGCACCGACCAGGUCAUUGUCCAGCGUUGCCUGUCGGCCAAGAACAUGUCCCACGUGAAAGCAGGAUGCAUCCUUUGUGGCUACCUGAAGCUGCUUCCCAUGUUCCUCAUGGUCUUCCCCGGCAUGAUCAGCAGGAUCUUGUACACAGAUGUGGUGGCCUGUGUGGAUCCGGAUAACUGCACCGAAUAUUGUGGCACGCCAGUGGGCUGCAGCAACAUCGCCUACCCCAAGAUUGUGGUGGACCUCAUGCCCAACGGCCUCAGGGGGCUGAUGCUCUCCGUUAUGCUGGCCUCCCUCAUGAGUUCACUCACCUCCAUCUUCAACAGCGCCAGCACCCUCUUCACGAUGGACAUCUACACCAAGGUCCGUCGCGCUGCGUCUGAGAGGGAGCUCAUGAUUGCUGGCAGGGUCUUCAUCCUGGUUUUGAUUGGGGUGAGCAUCGCCUGGAUCCCCAUUGUCCAGAAUGCUCAGAGUGGGCAGCUCUUCGACUACAUCCAAUCCGUAACCAGUUACCUGGGUCCACCCAUCGCUGCCGUCUUUCUCCUGGGAAUCUUCUGCAAGCGGGUCAAUGAGCCAGGGGCAUUCUACGGGCUGGUGCUGGGUCUGCUCAUCGGUCUGGCGCGGAUGCUGACGGAGUUUGGCUACGGCACCGGCAGCUGCUUGAAUCCCAGCAACUGUCCCAAGAUCAUCUGCGGUGUACAUUACCUCUACUUUGCCCUCAUCCUGUUUGGAAUCACCUGUGUGGUGGUCUUGAGCAUCUCCCUGAUGACCAAGCCCAUUGAGGAUAAGCAUCUGUACCGGCUCUGCUGGAGCCUCAGGAACAGCACUGAGGAGAGGGUGGACCUCGAGGCAGAAGACUGGAACGAGGAGCAGAACAAGAAAGACAUGAAAAUAGAAGAGCCCACGGAGGAACCCGGGUGCUGCAGGAAAACCUUCAACUGGUUCUGCGGCUUCGAGCAGAAAACCGCCCCCGAGUUGAGCCCCGAGGAGCAGGCUGAGCUGCAGAAGCAGUUGACCGACACGUCAGAGCAGCCCUUGUGGCGGAACGUAGUCAACGCCAACGCCAUCAUCCUGCUGGCCGUUGCUGUCUUCUUUUACGCCUUCUUUGGCUAGCGCCAGUCGAACCCCCC
Molecule: messenger RNA, 2155 nt
Organism: Scleropages formosus (Asian bonytongue)
Lineage: Eukaryota; Metazoa; Chordata; Actinopteri; Osteoglossiformes; Osteoglossidae
Gene: slc5a1
Product: solute carrier family 5 member 1
Exons: 15
Coding region: 159-2138 (659 amino acids)
Biological process (GO): sodium ion transport; transmembrane transport
Cellular component (GO): plasma membrane
Molecular function (GO): D-glucose:sodium symporter activity
Source: RefSeq, a predicted model, not a curated record